This is a messenger RNA of Xenopus tropicalis (tropical clawed frog), 2883 nucleotides long. RefSeq names its product methionine sulfoxide reductase B1 (gene msrb1). Gene Ontology annotation, cellular component: cytoskeleton; nucleus; cytoplasm. Gene Ontology annotation, molecular function: L-methionine (R)-S-oxide reductase activity; zinc ion binding; peptide-methionine (R)-S-oxide reductase activity. Lineage: Eukaryota; Metazoa; Chordata; Amphibia; Anura; Pipidae. The record is from RefSeq and is marked reviewed. Gene Ontology annotation, biological process: response to oxidative stress.
CAGGGACCUGCUGGUGUCAGUGUGUGGCAGCACUGAGGGAGAGUGGGGGAAGUGCGGUCGGAGGAGUUUGCAGCCAUGUCUUUCUGCUCGUUCUUCGGAGGGGAGGUCUACAAGGAUCACUUCAAGACCGGUAUAUACGUUUGCUCGGAAUGCAACUACGAGUUGUUCUCCAGUCGAAGCAAGUACCAGCACUCUUCCCCGUGGCCGGCCUUCACAGAGACUGUCCAUAAAGACAGCAUCUCCAAAUACCUGGAGCGGCCGAACGCAUACAAGGUCUCUUGUGGGAAGUGCGGUAACGGACUGGGCCAUGAGUUUAUAAACGAUGGCCCUAAGAAGGGUCAGUCCCGCUUCUGAAUAUUCAGCAGCUCGCUAAAAUUCAUCCCCAAAGAUAAAGUCGAUGGGGAGGUACAGCGAGAAUAAAGUUUGUGCCUAUUUUUGAAGCCACCGGGGGGCGCUGUGCCUUUCCUAAUGGUCCAGCACCGAAUGAGUCACUGCAGAUAAACCCUCACUGGACGUCUGGGGUGAUGAAGAUGAUGUGCUGGGGGUUGGGCAUUGGUACAGUGGGAUCCCAUAAUGCACGCUUGAUGCAGUGGCAGCAGUUUCACCACACAACCUUAAUUGUACCUUUCUCUCCUUAAAAUUAUUAAUUCUGUCCCUAUGGGGGUGGAGUUAGAUUAACCCACUGGGUACCUACCCUUGAUCUGAUGCAUUUAGCACCCAUUGCUUUUAUUUAUAGGGGUGCCCAUGUAUCUGCCAGUUGCUAACCGGUGUUGCUGAUACCUUUUGAGUUAACUUUUAAUAUGACCUAGAGAGUAAUAUUCCAAUUAAUAUUGCAAUUGGUCUUCAUUGUUUGUAGUUUUUUAAUUAUUUCAGUGUUUGUUCAGCAGCUUUCCAGUUUGGAAUUUCAGCAGCUAUCUGGUUGUUAGGGUCCAAAUUACCUUAGCAACCAGGUAGUGGUUUUAAUGAAAAACUGGAAUAUGAAUAGGAGAGAACCUGAAUAUAAAUAUAAAUAAUAAAUAACAAUAGAACUGUAGCCUCACAGAGCAAUAGUUUUUGGCUGCGGGGGUCCCCCCAUGUGAAAACUGGAAAAAGGCAGAAGAGAAUAAUUCAAAAACUACAAAUAAUGAAGGCCAAUUGAAAAGUUUCUUAGAAUUGGCCUUUCUAAUACAUACUAAAAGUUAACCACCCCCUUAAGGCAAAGUGAGGGACAUCGGGCAUGGGGGAAGUCCAAAUGGAACCAGUGUCCCAGCCUAUCAGGACUUUGCCCUGCCCCUUGAAGUCUGACAUCACUCACCAACACCAGCACAGCCAAUGGGAGGCACCAGAUUGCCAGUACACAGUACUUUCUAUAGAGGCACCCAAGCGCCCCUGCCUAGGGCCACAGCUUCCGGGGGUGCCGGUAUAGAAAGCAAUAUACUUUGCUGGCGCUACUGGCAGAUACACACAUGUAAAUAUAUAGCCCCCCCAGGUACUUACACAGUCCCAUUAUUGGGGAAAGCGCGGUACAUAAACCCACCAACACACUGUGCCGAAUGGAACCACGGGCACCUCACUUUUUGCUAAUUCCGAAUCACGUGGUUUAUAUCCGACCUCAGAAUCUUAGUCGCACUGUGAUUAGUAGGGGAAUCUGUUAGCCCAUAUGGGUAAGUAAUGGUUACAUUAAAGGUGAAGUAAAACGGUAAGGGUCUGUUGUACAUAGUGAGUGCCCUUAUAGGGCCGGGGCAUAUUCCCUGCUGCCCAAGUUACGAAGGGGCAGGUGUGGCUUAGGCAAAUUCUGAACCUUGGGAUAGGGUUUAGAUAGGAUCUCUAAUCAACACUCAUGUUAUAAAGAAUCUCAGCCAUAAAGUAAGGGGGAACUGCUGUUUUAUGAGAGACAGGAAAAUGUUUUCAUCGUUUAAUGACAUUUCCCUAUCCAAGGACUAAAGUUAUGAUACCAUUUCUGCAAUGUUUUCAACAGAUUAUAAGUAGGGAAUAGUCUCUUACCACUGGAGUAAAUACCCCUGUGCUGGUAGGCUCAGUUGGGCAAAUACCUCAAUGAGAAUUCUACUGGUUAAACCUUCAUUAUAAAUGCAAAAGAAUUGACCAAUGAGAAUGCUGAUUCCCAGCACUGUGUCAGGUAUCUUGCUGGUACCUUACAUAUAGAGAUAAUUUAUGUCGUUAUUUCCCCUCAUUAUAUGGCACAGGAAUCAGACAUGGGGAUAAAGGGACAGACUUGUUCAGUGCUGGGAAACUGGGCUUAAUGCUCCCAACUCCAAUUGCAGGAACAGAGAACAGGGAGCCGGAUUUACCCAGAUCAGCUGGGAUUCUCAUUGGGGGAUUUUUUUUGUAUUUUAAAGCAGUCGCUGGCUGUGGAGAUUUGGGGAAAAAGUUUUAUUGUGCAAUAUUGGUUUAAAAUACAACCCUGAUGUUGCUGGACUACAGCUCCCAACAUGCUUAAACCUACAUUAUAUGUUAAAUUAUUCUGGGAUUUGUAGUUCAGCAACAACUGAGUAAUUCUUGGUUGAGCAGUGCAGCAGGGUUUAUAUCCCCUUUAGCACCACAGAUAUCAUAGAUUUGAAACAGCGCCACCUGCUGUUCAUUUCAGCUGAACUGUCACAGUCAGUAGAAGAUUUUGCUAUUGAGAAAAGGGUUGACAUUUCCUCCAGUUGCUCAGCAGUUAUUAAUGGUGCCUCACCGGCAGGGGGCGCAGUCCCUUGGGGAACACCUUCGGCACAGCGCCGUUCAUUUCAGGGACUAAUGGUUGUUCUGCGCCUCUCCUGCAGCUUAUAGGGGGAUAUGUAGCCAAUUCAUACGUCUUAAUUAGAACAAUUACUUCUUAAUCACCAUGAAUGUAUUUGUACUAUUUUUGUUAUUAAAAUAAACAUGAUUUUCACUUUUAUCCUA